Messenger RNA from Adineta ricciae, 1173 nucleotides. Lineage: Eukaryota; Metazoa; Rotifera; Eurotatoria; Adinetida; Adinetidae. The record is from the annotation of a GenBank genome assembly.
AUGGAAUGGAAUAACCUGAUGGACCAUUUUGACCUUGAUAGAGCACUUUACCAUCCGAUAAAACAUAGAGUUUCUCCGGCCAUCCGCGANGAAUGUGAUUCGAUUAAAUAUCGUAUAUUCAAUUAUAUCCUUUGUUCAUAUGAACAAUUUUCCUAUCCAUCGGCUUUGAAUUGUCGUGGAACAAUGUUCGAUAUAACCGAUGCCGAAAACGUCCAACUCGUUUGUUUACCACCGGAAAAGUUCUUUAAUUACGAAGAAGGAAACGGCGUAAACAUCCAUCCCUUAGGAGCCCUCGGAAUUCAAAUGGAAAAGCUCGAUGGUUCACUGAUAUCAACAUAUUUGCAUAGAGGACAAACGAAAUUAAAAUCGAAAGCGUCUCUGAAAUCAUCGCAGGCAUUGGAAGCGAUGAAAUUACUAACAGGAAAAUAUUUCGAUGAAGUCAAUGGUAUUGUUCAUGAUAACAAAACAGUGAAUUUCGAAUACAUAUCACCCACCAAUCAAAUUGUUUUGCACUACAAUGAACCAGAACUACGAAUACUUUCUAUACGUUGUCAUCUCACAGGCGCGACAUUAUUCGGUAAUCAGUUGAUAAAAUUUCUCGAAGAAAAACAUUGUAGCACCAUGGUUGAAAAUGUCGUAUCGUUUAAACAAAUAGCAAUGGAUUUAGCUCAUGCAAAAUUAGUUGAAGACAUUCGGAAUGAAACGGAAGGUGAAGGUUAUGUGGUAGAAAUUAUCGGUGCAGAUCAGAAGUCCUAUUUAGUUAAGAUCAAAACUCAUAAAUAUCUAUUACUUCACCAUACACGAACAAACUUGUCGUCACCUAAGUAUCUCUUUCAGUGCGUCAUCAAUGAACAAACCGACGAUUUACGAUCUCUAGUCGCUGAUCAAGACGAAUAUCUACGAAAGAUCACAGAUAUGGAAAGUCGGGUGCGGCCAAUUUACAAUCAAAUAGUUCAGACUGUUGAAAAAUUCCACGAAGAAAACAAAGACCUAUCACGGAAGGAUUAUGCGAUCAAAGUUAUGAACGAGAAUGCAAUGAAAGUGUAUAUGCCAUUGCUAAUGAAUAUAUACGGAGGCAAAGAAACUGACUUUAAAAAGUUUGCCAUUUCACAUAUGAAGGAUAUUUUUCAAAUCACUGAAGAUACUAACACAGCGAACAAUGAUGACGAGUAA